Molecule: messenger RNA, 3581 nt
Organism: Nanorana parkeri
Lineage: Eukaryota; Metazoa; Chordata; Amphibia; Anura; Dicroglossidae
Gene: CCSER2
Product: coiled-coil serine rich protein 2
Exons: 10
Coding region: 143-3439 (1098 amino acids)
Biological process (GO): microtubule bundle formation
Cellular component (GO): microtubule cytoskeleton
Molecular function (GO): microtubule binding
Source: RefSeq, a predicted model, not a curated record
AUCAGCUGCUGCCUUCUCGCUGUGUCCGUGGUGUCCUGUAUGGAGGAAGGAUGUGAUUCAGGCACAGGAAGAGAGCCGGCCGGGUACAACCAUUCCAGCAGAGAUCUGAAUUAAUUCAACAUACCAAUGCACUUGCCCUCCCAUGGAAGACAAGUUCCAGCGGCGAGCCUCUCUAGGUUCUAAAUUACCGAAAUUUGGCACAUCCAAGCCUGUAGGAAGCUUUCUGCAACAGGCACAAAAUGGCACUUGCAAUGGAAUAUCCGCUAAGGGAAACUUUAGUGUCGAAAAGCACAUUGAACAUGACAGGACAUCUGCAUUGCCUUUAAACUGGAGCAAAUCAAGAUAUCCACAAAAUGACCAGAUUUCUAGAGCACCUCCUAAUUUUGCCAUUGAGAAAACGUCCCAGGUAAUGGUGCAGAAUGAUGCACACAGACCUGGAGUCCCAAAACCUGGCAAGCAAAGCAACAUGUUGGUGUCGCAUAAAGAAGACUUGAGUGACAAUGUACUGUCUAGUUCAACAAAAUUUACAAAAGGUACCCAGUUCGGAAAGACUUCCUACCCUGGGUCAAGUGGACAUAAACCACUGUCUAAUGGAUUUUACACAGUCAAACCCCCAAUUGGCUUAUAUAGACCAAGAGCCAAUUCUGCUACAGGUAGAAAUUUCACCACUAAUGUCUUCACAUCUGACAACAAGCCAUUCUCCCAUGUUAGGAGAUCCCAGAGCUUUUCACACUCUAUUCAGAAUUCUAAGUAUCCAGCUACAGGAUUGACCAGGUCUUAUUCUCUCCACAGAGAAACAGAUAUGACGAAAAUCCAUCAAUCGCAGCAUUUACCGACCCGGCCAGAUCUUCAAUCCAGGACUGCAAAGCUGUAUGGUCUGUCAAAUGGUAAUGAACCACACAUGAAGUCUAUGUUUACAAGGACAGGAUAUUCUACAGGUUUAACUUCUGGAUUAAAGAAACCCGUUUUUACAAAUGGUCCUGUGGCAUCAGCUCCUCUAGGUUACAAAUUGACCCGUCCAUCCUUACAAAAAGCAAACAGGCCACCCUACCCCAGGGAGAUCAUUGCUGAUGGAACAAAAGGAUCUUCUGUCGCUCUAGUAAACCACAAAAUAGAAUUAGUGUCAAAUGGCACAUGUCAAGCAACAGACCCACUUCAUAAAGGGGAAGAACAGGACUUAGACAUUGAUCAUUUCUCUUCUUGCAAGAAUCUAGAACGGCAAGACUUCAGAGAUAGUUAUUUCAGUGAAGAUGUUGAUGAACUUUCCAUUUCCUCCUUGUCGUCAUCUGACAAAAAUGAUUUCAGUGAAGAUUUUAGUGAUGAUUUUCUAGACUUGGAAGAUGUGAAUAAUACCAUUAUUGAGGAAAAACCAGAGAAGACAUUCCCUGAGAAGCCUACACAACAUUCGUUGGCUGAACCAGAUGAAAAACAAAAAAUAAGCAAUAAUAUAGAUGACUGGCUUGAUAUGAAUAUGUCUGCAAAAAAUGAAGCAGAUACCAAAAGCCAUUCUUAUGUGGAGAACGGCAUAUCUCCAGACAUGGAAUAUAGAGACCCAUCCUCAUUGGAGCUUUCUCCAUCUGACAGCUCUGGCGGAACUUAUAUGUGGGAUGAAGAAGGAAUGGAGCCCAUUGGAAAUGUCCAUCGGUGCGAGAGCUACGAGUCAUCAGAAAUGAACAGCAUGGACAUCCUUAAUAAUAUUGAGACCUGUGACCUAGAAGAGGAUGACCUAAUGCUGGAUGUGGAAAUACCAGAGGACCCACCAUGUGACCCUGGUGAAGGUGAAAAUAUGAGCCGUUUUGAGAGAUCUGACCGAAAUCUGAGGCAACAAAAACUGUUUUGGAAAAGAAAUCCUCCUCGACUUAAUGGGCAAGAGCAAUACCACCUAAGCAAUCCUGAACACUACCACAAUGGCAGGGGGUCUUCUUGCUUGGAGUCUCCCUACGAUCAAAAAGAUAGCUUUGGGAGUCCCUAUUGUAGCCCGCUGUCACCAAGGUCUCCUCAGGCGAUUGUCUUACAGGAAAACACUGUCAUGCUGGAUGAAAUGACUCUACGACACAUGGUCCAAGACUGCACCACUGUAAAGACGCAGCUUUUAAAGCUAAAGCGUUUACUUCAACAAGCAGAUGACCUCGAGUCACCAGUACAAGACUUGCAGCUAUGUAUCCCAGCUACAAUUGAGCAAACUGAGACAGAGACUCAUUUGAAGACUGAAAACCUGCUGACUGAGAUCCAACAACUAAAAGAGGAAUCUAGAAAAAAAGAUGACAUGAUAAAACAAUUACAGGAACAACUGAAAACAAGAUGUAAAUGCCAGAAAGAAACUCAAGAGCCCACGGUGGAGAAGUUAAAGCAGCAUGACAAGUUUACUCAGACCAAUUGGAGAAAGAGUUCACCUCAAAUACUACAGUGUUCCAGCAGCACCCUCAGUUCCACAGACCACCCCUCGGGAAAAUUAACAGUAUGUCAACCUACCGGGGUCCCAAAUGAACCGGCAGAGCACAUUCAACAAUGUUUAUCAUUUUAUCAGAGUGACGAUUCUGGAGCUAGCUCCAUCAUCCCUGCAAGUGAACUAAGUGAUCUCCUAAGCACACAGUUGAAGAUAAAUGAUGGAGAAAGCAAUCCAAAAAAUAGAAAAGAGAAACAUGACAAAGGUCAUGCACAGUUUGAUGAGAACAAAAAUGUUAGACUGUGUUCUGAUGACCUGGUACCACAAUCUUUACCUAGUCAACAAAAAUAUCUAAAGUCUAAAACAAGUGUGAAUGCAUCACUGCCUGGACACAUUUCAGGCCCAAAGACCUUGCAGUGCCCAAAGCCCAAACUGCAAUAUACUUUGGCAUAUCGAGGAAACACUUUAGCCCCUCCAAACAGUAGCUUGACUUCAACAGACUUUAAAAUGUUGAUGUAUUCAUCAGGCCCUUCUUUGCAACAGGAGAAUUUCCACACCAAAAAGAAACAGACAAUACCGAAUACCUAUCCUGUGCAUCAGACCACUGUAAAUGUCAGUCCUGACUCCAACACUUGCAAAUUGGAAAAGACAUGUUCACCUGCUGGUCAGUCCCUCUUGACCAAAACCAUGCCAGAUGCAAGAUAUUUAAUUCACAGCACAUCACUAUCAACUGAUAAGUUGUCAAGUGAAGGAGAGUUAUCUACUCAUCUGCGAGCUCCAGCAACUGAACCCUCAAAGCCAGUAAGCAAGUUAAUGCCCAAGGGAUCAUUACUCAGACCUACCAGUCACCUUCCUUCCAAACUGAAAACACCAAAUAUUUCCAAGCCUGACGUGCUUUCAAAGGAUGUUCCUAAAGAAGCCCAAAAGCCUCCAGGGAAGGCAUCUCCAGUUGUCCCUAGGCACCUCUCUCAUAAAAAAGAUGGUAUGCGUGAAAGUGAUACUUGCUCCAUCCCAAAGAGACAAUCACGUCUCCCUCAACCAAAGUCACAUUAAAUGAAAAUAAAAUAGUGAUGCUGUAUGCUUAAAGGAAAUAAUGGGUAUAAUAGUCUCCUGUUUUAAGGAAUUACAGUGGCCGUGGUAGUGUUUUAAUGCAAUCUGUUAUCAAUGUUGGGUUUACAAAGAACAUUAUGGGGGG